CGUGAAACCAUGUUUCCUUUUUUUUGCAAAUAUAUUAAAAAUAAAAGUCUCAUUUACAAAAAUUGUUUAUUUCACAUGAUAAAUUACGUAAUAUGUUAUGUUAUGAUAGGACACAUGCUUGCUGCUGCUGUCACUGCACAGUUUCAUAAUUAACUCAACUACCACCACUCAUGAACACCCAUCAUUAUUAUUACUGCUGUAAAAAGAUUUACAGUAUAUUAUGAUCUCUGGAGAGAGGGCUGGACUCUUUAACCAGAGAUCUAAUUAUAAAGACCACUGGAUGAAGGCCAGCUUCAUGACCUGAUCUCUCAAAGACCCAUGUGUAUUUUGGCAGGUGUUGGUGGGAUAACAACCUGACGUGUCUCUGAUAAGAAAUAUCUCUCUGCAUGUGCCACGUUGUCCAACAGAAAGUGCAGUUGCAGAAUCAAACCCUCAAUUGUUUCCUUUUUUGAAGAGACACAGCAGGGGAACGUCUGAUCUGAGCCAUGUCUGGACUGAACGCGUCUCUUGGAUAUUUCGUGGCUGUCGUGAUCUUUGCAGCUUCAGUUCGAACGCUUCUUAAAAAAUGGCCAAGGUUGAGCUUCAUUUUGGAGUUUGCCUCCUCUUUCAUGCUGGUGGCAUGUUGGCUGGAGGUGCAGACCAUUGUGGAGGUGGGUGAGUGGGCUGGGGGCCUGGGUCCAGAUGUGACUGUGACCAUGCUGUUUGUGUUGUUGCUGACCCAUGGAGUGAUCUGUGGCAGCAUGUCAGGAAAUCCCAGUGUGGCUGUACGGGAGUUCCUGCAGCUGGAAGUCGCCACUGUUCCCACUCUGCUCGCUGUUGCCUCCCAGUUCCUCGGGGCCUACUUAGCUCUUCAUGUUGCUGUUUAUUACUGGAGCCUUGAGCUGACAGACAUGCACAUGAUCAAAAAUCUAAUGGCGAGAGAAUGCAGCACAUCUCUGUUGGUGUCCUUGCUUCAGGGUUUUUUCACAGAGUGUGUUUGUGCUCUCAUCUUUCACCUGAUCCAACUAUACCUGAGACGUAGAUCUGCUCUGAUUCGGGUUCCUGUGAUCGCCCUUCUCCUUACAUUCCUGUCCUACACAGCCAGAGGCUUCACUUCAGCUUACAUAAAUCCAUCUUUGGCUUAUGGCCUCACCUUCUACUGUCCUGGAUUUACCUUUGCAGAGUAUGCAUUGGUCUACUGGCUGGGCUCCCUCACAGGAAUGACCCUGGCUCUGCUCUUGUUCAUGGGUCACAUUCCAAGACUUUUUGCCAAGAACCUCUUCUAUUUCCAGAAGACACGCUUCAAAGGGCCCAGAGGAGACAAAGGAGAAAAGAAGAAAAUGUGAAAGAAACUAUGAUUUGCCAGAUAACAAAUGAUCAAGAGAUGUUUACUCAACUCCACAAGCAUGUGCUUACAAUGUCAAAUAUGGAACAAUUGGAAGAAAUAAUAAUACCAACAUGUAUUUAUUACUUCCAUUCCUGUCUGCUGUUUUUAAUUAAAUCAAGAUUAACCUAACCCCACAUGCUACAGACAAUUAUUAAAAAUGAUCUCACAGAGGCCACAAAUUUACGAUCCAAAUUAAAUACAGAAGAGUUGGCAUUUAGAUUGAACUGCCUCCCACAAUUCUGCUGGUCACAACUCAGCGGCACAUAUUUUAUGCAAAAACAACAACAAAAAAUCAAUAUCAAAAAAGUUAAAAAGAGGCCUGCUGUUAUGUGCUAGUGGUGCUCUGAUCAGGAAUGGAUUUGGAAGACUGAGACCCAUCUGGUUUUGUGCCUUUUGUCUUAGUUUUAGCAGAAUCAUCUGGACCUGUGGACAAGAAACAAGUGUUGAGGACUUGAAAUUGUUUUAUAAAUGGGAGUAGAAAAAUGUGCUUCUAAAUUUCUUUUAAACCUUAAACUUAGAUUAUAGCGAGAACAAUUAUUUUGCACCACUUUAUCCUUCUACACACCAUCUUCUAAGAAGCAGCUGUGUAAUACAACACAAGGUGUGUCACCUGGUUCCUGUUGCUGCUCCAUCUGAGCUUCCGGGCGAUCACUCCACAAAGAAUAAUCUGGAUUAUUCAGCAGCGUCUUGCUCUGUCCACAGCUGAGACACUUCACCAUGGUGAAGCAAGUCUUUCUCUUUUUUUCUUGGAGGAAAAGGUCAACAAAACAUUAAAACGUUUAACUCAAUACAUUCAGUACAUAAUGCAAGGUAACAUGGAAAACAUUAACGGAAGUAGUUACGUACACUCACUUUUUUGUCUUGCUGUAGCAGUCACACCAGGUAUAAGCAAAGAAUAGCACUUCUUGCAUAAGGUUCUCUUCACUGAUGGAUCUCUGCAAUAAAAUAAUAAACAUGAAUUGAUUAAGCUUGUAGAAAGGAUGUUGAAUAGGCUUAUCUGCAUGAUUACAUGGUUAUGAAAUAAUUAACUAACAACUAAUUAUGCCACUGUAAAAUAUCUUUUUUUCACUUAGGCCCUGCUCUGACCUGGUAUUAACAUUGUUUGCAUGUGGAUCGCCUUAAGCAGGACAUAAUACACAUGUUAUCAAAUUGUUCCCGGAUGCAUCUCCUGUGACUACAAAGGUUACAUGUUAUCCGGCAUCCCUGCCCUUCAUUCAAAUACACACUGAAUGUUUGCAUGAACAUAA
Molecule: messenger RNA, 2613 nt
Organism: Solea solea (common sole)
Lineage: Eukaryota; Metazoa; Chordata; Actinopteri; Pleuronectiformes; Soleidae
Gene: aqp12
Product: aquaporin 12
Exons: 3
Coding region: 486-1325 (279 amino acids)
Cellular component (GO): cytoplasm
Molecular function (GO): channel activity
Source: RefSeq, a predicted model, not a curated record